Messenger RNA from Lagopus muta (rock ptarmigan), 4844 nucleotides. RefSeq names its product cadherin 9 (gene CDH9). The transcript has 12 exons. Gene Ontology annotation, molecular function: cadherin binding; calcium ion binding. Gene Ontology annotation, biological process: calcium-dependent cell-cell adhesion; adherens junction organization; cell-cell junction assembly. The coding region runs from base 385 to 2757 and encodes 790 amino acids. Lineage: Eukaryota; Metazoa; Chordata; Aves; Galliformes; Phasianidae. Gene Ontology annotation, cellular component: adherens junction; plasma membrane; catenin complex. The record is from RefSeq and is a predicted model, not a curated record.
GUCGGCGUCCCCUCAGCCCCAGACCUCCUCAUCUGAGCACUGCGGCUCAAUCGGCAGCAACAUCUCUCUCAGUGGGGGACGUUUCUUAUUAAUCAGGACCACUGAAUGGAAACCAAUCAGACAGAGAGUCCCUUUGGCUUCAUCUCCCUGCCUGCCUGAGUUAAAAGCGAUACUGGGAGAGAGGCUGCCUUAGUUAGAUGUAAGCACACAGCGCUGGAGAUACCGUGCUAGGCAGAUGGGAGGAAGCAGGUAGAGAAGCAGCACUGGAUGGGCAGAGCCGGGCUCAAGCUGCCAGGCACGGUCCUAUUUCCAAGAGGAAUAUAACAUUUGAAAAUUUUGUCUGGUGAAUUAUUACAGAAGUGGAGUCUAAUAGCAUCUCUGUAAAUGAUGAGGCCUUAUUCCUUCUUGACAGUUUUGCUUUGGAGCUCUGUGCUUCAUGGUAUUCAUAUGAUGCCGUCACAAAAAGGAACUAACAAGUAUUCACAUAGUGAAAGGAUAACAAGACUGUCAGAGAAUGAUGGAAAAACACUGCAUCGUACCAAGCGUGGAUGGAUGUGGAAUCAAUUUUUCUUGCUGGAAGAGUACACAGGUCCAGAUACUCAAUACGUGGGUAAGCUACACACUGACCAAGAUAAAGGAGAUGGAAAUUUAAAAUACAUAUUAACAGGAGAUGGGGCUGGCAGUCUGUUCAUUAUAGAUGAAAAUACAGGAGAUAUUCAUGCUGCAAAGAAAUUGGACAGAGAAGAAAAGUCCCUGUAUGUGCUACGUGCCAAGGCUAUAGACAGAAAGUCUGGAAGACAAGUGGAGCCAGAGUCUGAAUUUAUCAUUAAAAUCCACGAUAUCAAUGACAAUGAACCAAAAUUCACCAAGGAUCUGUACACCGCCAGUAUCCCGGAGAUGUCUGGAGUUGGUACAUCCGUUAUUCAAGUGACAGCCACAGAUGCUGAUGAUGCCAACUACGGAAAUAGUGCCAAAGUGGUGUACAGUAUUCUUCAGGGACAGCCAUAUUUCUCAGUGGAUCCAGAAACAGGCAUAAUCAAAACUGCUCUACCGGACAUGAGCAGAGAAAACAGGGAAGAGUAUCAAGUGGUCAUCCAGGCCAAAGACAUGGGAGGACAGAUGGGAGGACUAUCAGGGACCACCACGGUUAACAUCACACUGACGGAUGUCAAUGACAAUCCACCUCGAUUUCCGCAGAGCACCUACCAGUUCAGCUCUCCUGAAUCUGCACCACCUGGGACUCCUCUUGGUAGGAUUAAAGCCAAUGACCCCGAUCUGGGUGAAAAUGCAGAGAUUGAGUAUAGUAUCUCCAAUGGGGAUGGAUCAGAUGUGUUUGAUAUCAUCACUGACAAGGAUACACAGGAAGGGAUUAUAACUGUCAAAAAGCAGCUGGAUUUUGAAAAGAAGAUAUUAUACACCUUAAGAGUGGAAGCAACGAACACUCAUCUGGAUCCUCGUUUUCUUCAGCUGGGGCCAUUUAAAGACACAGCUCUGGUCAAAAUUUCUGUAGAAGACAUAGACGAACCUCCAGUGUUCAGCAGAUCCUCAUAUUUAAUAGAAGUAGAUGAAGAUGCUAAGGAAGGAAGCAUUAUUGGGCAGGUUGUAGCCCGAGAUCCAGAUAUAACAAAAAAUACAAUAAAAUAUACUGUGGAUCGACACACUGACCUGGAUAGAAUUUUCAACAUCUAUUCAGGAAAUGGAUCCUUAUUCAUCUCAAAGCCACUUGACCGGGAAGAAACUCCCUGGCACAAUAUCACUGUCAUAGCAACUGAAAUCAAUAAUCCUAAACAAAGUAGCCAGAUACCUGUCUUCAUCCGGAUUUUAGACAUAAAUGAUCACGCACCAGAAUUUGCCAAAUACUAUGAAAUAUUUGUCUGCGAAAACGCAAAAGCAGGACAGCUGAUACAGACUGUGAGUGCAGUUGACAAAGAUGAACCUCCUCGAGGACACAAAUUUUUCUUUGAGUUGGUGCCAGAAUUUGCUGUUCAUCCAAACUUCUCCAUUAUAGACAACAAAGACAACACAGCAGGAAUUAUAACUAGAAGAAAUGGAUACAGCCGAAGUAAGACAAGUACCUAUCACCUUCCAAUCAUAAUAUUUGACAAUGACUACCCAGUUCAGAGCAGCACUGGCACCCUAACCAUCCAAGUCUGUGCCUGUGACAGCCAAGGGAACAUGCAGUCCUGCAACACAGAGGCCCUGCUCCUUCCUGCUGGCCUCAGCACAGGGGCACUGAUUGCCAUUCUCCUCUGCAUCAUCAUCCUGCUGGUGUUAGUUGUCUUGUUUGCAGCCCUCAAGAGACAGAGGAAGAAAGAACCCUUGAUCAUCUCGAAGGAUGAUGUUCGAGACAACAUUGUGACAUACAAUGAUGAAGGGGGUGGGGAAGAAGACACCCAGGCUUUUGACAUUGGCACAUUGAGAAAUCCAGAAGCAAGGGAGGAAAGUAAGAUGAGAAGAGAUGUCUUACCAGAAACUAUAUUUCAGAUAAGACGGACUGCACCACUUUGGGAAAACAUUGAUGUUCAAGAUUUUAUUCAUCGAAGGCUAAAGGAAAAUGAUUCAGACCCAGCUGCCCCUCCUUAUGAUUCAUUAGCAACGUAUGCUUAUGAAGGAAAUGAUUCCAUAGCAAAUUCACUCAGCAGCCUGGAAUCACUCGCCACAGAUGGCAACCAAGACUAUGAUUACCUCAGUGACUGGGGACCUCGGUUUAAAAAAUUAGCAGAUAUGUAUGGUGGAGAGGAAAGUGAUAGAGACUGAGGAAGUAAUCUGUGACCUGGUCAAUGUUAGUGGAAUUCAUGUCUAUAUUACUAGAUAAAGUGGCCUACUCUCUCUUACUUGGGAUUAUUAUUUUUUUUUUACUAAAAAUAGUUGCUGUCUUAGUAAGGGUUUGCUUAAUCAGUAAGUCAGUGUAAGUUGUUAUGAAUGAUUUAGAUAAAAAAGUCUAUAAUUCACCCUUUCUGCCUAGAAAAUUCUGAGAAAAAGGUUUUCAUUUACAAUGAAAACACAAUAAAAGGCUUUUUGUGCCUUUAAUAAUGAGGUGGAUUUUUUUUUUGUUUUAAUUACUUUGCUUUACCUUUCCUAUUAGCUGGGACAUUGUGAACCCAUGCUGUAAUAUAAUCUCUAAAGUAUAUUUAAAUUAUAUUAAUAUUACUGCCAUAUUUAUUGAGUUAAAGAAUGUCUGUGUGUUGAUUCAUCAUGAUAUUUUUAUAUAUGUAUAUUUAUAUUUUUGUAUUUUUAUUAAAUAAAUUAGUAUUUAUAAAAACACUACUUAUGCACAUAAUUUGUUAAUCACAAAAAAACUGUUCAGUCUUUCUGAACAAUAUAAAAACGCGUAUCGUGCAAAACUUUAUUUUCAGGUGCAUCUUGCAAUGGAUCAGUAGUUGAAAUGUGCUGUGCAAGAACAACAUGGAGAGUACUUUGUAUUGGGAAUGUAGCAUAGAAAAAAAGAUAAAUGAUUUUGAAAUUUUAAUUAUAAAUAAAUGCCAUCUGCCUUGCAAUGUGUAUUACUAUAUGGCAUAAGAUUACUGUUCUUUUUUUUUUUUUUUUUUGUGAAACUUCUCUACACCCACACUUAUCUUCGUUUGUGACCAGGUAACAAGAGGCUGGAUUUAAUAGAUACAUGCCUGGGGAUUUAAGGAACCUUGAAGAUUUAUUUUGGUAGACAUAAGAAAGGGGAAUUAGAUUGUACUCUAAUAUUAUUUUGUGGUUUUAGGACGAUUAGACUUCUCUUACUAAUACUGCCUUUCUAAAUUAAAGCAAGACAUGCAGUAGAAAUAAAAUUCAACUUUGUUCGUGUUGAAUAUUUUAUUAAAUAUUUUAGCGCUCUCUUCUUUCAAAGAACUAUCUACAUUUGCAUAUAUUUUAAAGUGUUAAUACAGUUAUCUAGUUGACUUUUACAUUUCUAAUACGUUUGCUGCCUCACCUUUCAUGCAAUGCACAUUUUUCUUUCCAAUACAGGGUAGGAAGAAUUUACCCGGAUCAGUUGUGAUAUGACUGAGAGUUAAAAAGUUUUUCUUUAAAAAAUGAAGCAUUAAAAGAACCAAAUAAAUUAACAAUACAGGAUGCAUACCAUAUGUAUUAACACAAUUUUUAGGGAAAAUUAAGUGCAUUUGCAUGUCCAAAAUAACAUGUUUUUACAAUUUUCUCUAGAUUAUUAAAUUUCAUAAUCUAGAUUUAUAUAAAUUAGGUAUUUUUCAGAUUUUUUUUUUUCAGAAAAAAAAAAUUAAGUGGCACCUUCAAAUUAAUUCUGACAGAAAGCCCCUCAAAACAUUUUAAGAAUAUAAUUCUUGUUCAUUAUCAUAAUGGAAAAUAGUUGUAUUUUUUCAGAAACAAGUACCUUCUAUAUUUAAAAGGAUAUUGGUCAUUUCUCAGAAGCUCAAAUUUUGAUAAAAGGAUCCCACAUAAAAUUAACUGAAAUCUGAGACAGUGGAUCUGAAAACAUUUUCAUUGUUUGUGUUUGUACAUAUUUUGUUGACUCUGCAUUAGCUAAUUUUACCUCAUAUACAAAAGAUGAUAUAAAGUGCCUACAGAGGCACUCUUCUCUUACUAAAAAUCUGAUAGAGAGCUUACAUACAAAGUCACUUCAGUCAGGCAUAGGAACACAGUUCUGCCUAAUAUUUUCCUUUCUACUAAGUUUCUCAAAAAAUUUCUCUUUACUGUUAUUCACUUUAUCCCUGUAACGCUUUCCCCUGCUAGUUCCAAUAAUGCAUCUCUGAGCUUUGUUCUUGGAGGGAGGUCAGGGGGCCAAGGAGCUGCAGGCUAGCACCUAAACAGCUCACUUUGAGCUGCAUGUCAAGUUUGCAACAGUAUACUGAAUUAAUAAAAAAAAAAAAAAAAAAAAAAAA